AGUGUGUUUGUGCAGGUGUGUCCUCAUCAGCUGCAUUAAACUGUGAUCAGCUGCGUGAACAGAAUUAUUAUUGCUCAUAGUAAUAAUUAUUGUAAUCAGAUCUGCAUUAAAGACAUCUGUGAAGAAGCAAACAUCUUUAUUUGAGAUCAGAGACAUCAAAGUCAAUGGCUUCCUUCUGCAUCAAUGAGACGUGGACUAACCGUCAAGUAUGUGAACUCCUGGAACGAGCCGGACUUGAACAAACUAGAUUUGAAGAAGGAGGAAUCGAUGGUAAACAGGCGCUAAAACUCAAGCAUGAAGACCUGACAAGGAUGGGCAUAACAGAUCGAAAGAAAAAUCUGGAAUACCUAAAUGUUAUCAAAAACCAACCCAAGGUGUUUAAUGAUCCUAUCCACGGAUCCAUCGAAUUACACCCAGUUCUUGUCAAAAUCAUUGACACGCCUCAGUUCCAGAGACUGUGGAACAUCAAGCAGCUUGGGGGCUCAUAUUAUGUUUACCCUGGAGCAUGUCACUCCCGCUUUGAGCACUCUAUUGGUGUCGCACACUUGGCAGGAGAGCUCGGAAAAAGUCUGAAAAACAAACAAAGUACUAUCAUCUCUGACAGAGACAUCCUUUGUGUGCAGAUUGCGGGUCUUUGUCAUGACCUUGGACAUGGACCCUUUUCCCACCUGUUUGAUGAACUAAUUCUUAGAGGAGAGAUAAGGCACGAGAAGAUCUCUAUACAAAUGUUUGACUACUUGGUGGAGGAAAAUGGCCUGAGACCACUGAUGAAGCUGUACGACCUAAGGAGGAGGGACCGGACCUUCAUUAAGGAGAUGAUUCAUCCUCCUCGAAGGGAAGAAGGAGAAGAAGCAACAGCAAAUGAGUGGCCGUAUGAAGGUCGUCCAAAAGAAAAGUCCUUCCUUUAUGAAAUUGUGUCAAACAAAACAAGCGGCGUUGACGUGGACAAGUUUGACUACUUUGCCAGGGACUGUCACUAUCUGGGUCUGCGGAACAACUUUGACCAUCAGCGUUUCAUGUUGUUUGCCAGGGUGUGUAAAGAGGCUGGCAAUAGAAAGACACACAUCUGCAUCAGAGAAAAGGAGGUGAACAGUCUCUAUACAAUGUACCAGACAAGGUAUUACCUCCACAAACGUGCCUGCCAGCACAAAGUGAAGUAUGGUAUAGACCUCAUGAUAAAAGAUGCCCUUGAUGCUGCAAAUGGAACUAGGAUUGGUGGACUUGGGCGGACACUAAAUGAAGUCAAGCGGGACAUUCAAAAUAAUCAAAUGGCUUCCUUCACACAACUCACUGAUUUUGUGUUUCAACAAAUACUUGACUCUGCUAACGGUGAACUGGCAAACGCAAAAAGGAUACUAAGGAGGAUCAACUCUCGGGACCUCUACAAGUGUGUGUUUGAAAGGGAGGUUCAAGGAGGCAUUAGGGUCGAACAGAGGCAUAUUGACAAUCUGAAACAAAGACUGAUUGAAUUCUCUGGGAACAUCCUGACUGAGACAAACUUUGAAGUAGUGAAAGUCACUAUAGACUAUGGGAUGGGACAUGAGAACCCUGUCAAUAACAUGUAUUACUAUACAAAGCAAGACCCUGACACAGCAAUAAGGAAUUCUGGGCAACAGAUUCCCCAUUUGAUCCCAGAGGCAUUUUCUGAGACAGUGGUCAGGGUGUACUACAAGGAGACAGAUCUCUUAAAUCCCCAGAGCAUUAUAAUUCCAUUUGAUGCAUGGCACCAACGAGUCCGUCAACAGCAGGCUUGAGGAGUACGAGGGCAACCAGAGGCUGGAAAUCAAAACGUGGAUCAACAAUAAAACAAAUGUUUUUGAUAUGAGUUAAAUCAGAAUAAUCAGAGAUGUCUACAAGAUAAAAAUAGUAUAGCAAAUCAUGAAUACUCUGAUCCACUAAACUUGACUCCACUGUCUUAUCUUAGAGAGAAAUUGUCUGAAGGUAUUUAGGUUUUAUCAUAAAUCCUGUGUUUUGUUGUGGUGUGUUGUGGGGGUGUUUAUCUUACAUUCUUAUUCCUAUCUAUACUAAACUGUAUCAUUGUUGCAUAUGUCUGUGCUAAAAUAUAACAUAAUGUCAUAAACAUCUCUCACUAUGUAAACUGCGAAAUGAUUUAGUCUAAACACUUGGGAUUGUUGUAACAUUCAUUUGUGUUUUAAGUGAUUUUCUUUUCAUAUAAUAUAACAUUUUGUUUCAAUGUUGAUCUUCAUUAAAUUACGGUAAUAGGGAAUUUUUAUUACAUAUUAUUUUGACUUUGUUUGGUGGUCAUUAUGGUUCCAGCUUGGCUAUUUAGUGUGUCACUCCUCACAGUUUUCUCACAGUGUUUAUUUUUUGUGCCUUUUUUGUGGCGGUGGUGGUAUUUUAUGGUGUUUCUUCAUUAUUAUUGAGUUCUGUCAAAAUUAAGAUUUAGUUUUGGAUUUGUUAAUUUUUCUAGAUAGUUGUGCAAAGCAUUAAACCAUGUUGGGUAUCUUGAGAUGACUUUGGUUGUGAAUUGGUGGUAUAUGAAUUAAAAUCAAAUGAAUUAAAAUUGAA
Messenger RNA from Betta splendens (Siamese fighting fish), 2529 nucleotides. Its product is annotated as deoxynucleoside triphosphate triphosphohydrolase SAMHD1-like. Gene Ontology annotation, biological process: dGTP catabolic process; defense response to virus; regulation of innate immune response. The transcript has 17 exons. Gene Ontology annotation, molecular function: dGTPase activity; protein binding. Gene Ontology annotation, cellular component: nucleus. The record is from RefSeq and is a predicted model, not a curated record. The coding region runs from base 165 to 1754 and encodes 529 amino acids. Lineage: Eukaryota; Metazoa; Chordata; Actinopteri; Anabantiformes; Osphronemidae.